GGGAAAGACAAGGGGCAAGACCAGGAGCAACUCCAGGAGCAACUCCAGGGCCAGGGCCAGGGCCAGGACCAGGACCAGGACCAGGAGCAAGUCCAAGAACAAGUCCAGGAGCAAGUCCAGGAGCAAGUCCAGGAGCGAGUCCACGAGCGAGUCCACGAGCAAGUCCAGGAGCAAGUCCAGGAGCGAGUCCAGGAGCAAGACCACGAGCAAGACCAGGAGCAAGACCAGGAGCAAAGGCCCGUUGAUAGGGCUGGUGGGGAGGAGCAGGUCCAAGAGCAGAUCCAAGAGCAGAUCCAGGAGCAGGACCAGGAGCAAAGGCCCGUGGAUAAGGCUGGUGAGGAGGAACAAGGCACCGGGACAGAACUUGCCGCACCGAUGCAGAAUCAGGACGAUGUCACCGACGAGGAAAUGGACUCUGACGAUGAGUCAGACCCAGAAGCGACAGCGUGUUUGAGACGCAAAAGAGAUGAGUAUGACAGCCCGCCACCAAAACGCUAUUGUUUUAAUGGCCUGGAAAGUGGCUACUGGUAG
Molecule: messenger RNA, 531 nt
Organism: Fonsecaea multimorphosa CBS 102226
Lineage: Eukaryota; Fungi; Ascomycota; Eurotiomycetes; Chaetothyriales; Herpotrichiellaceae
Exons: 1
Source: RefSeq, a predicted model, not a curated record